This is a messenger RNA of Amyelois transitella, 1701 nucleotides long. RefSeq names its product putative nuclease HARBI1. Lineage: Eukaryota; Metazoa; Arthropoda; Insecta; Lepidoptera; Pyralidae. The record is from RefSeq and is a predicted model, not a curated record. The transcript has 5 exons. The coding region runs from base 409 to 1554 and encodes 381 amino acids.
CUGGGGGCUUACCAUAAUGUCUUGUAGCAGUAUUGUUUCAAUAUUACUUUUGAAAUUUGUACCAUGACACUUAGAAAACAAUAUUACUUUAAGCUUACAUUUCUUAGCAGUUUUGAUGACGUCACAACGAAACGUUCAUUCAAUUUCGUACUAUAAGCCGUUAUUUGACAACUAGUAAUAUUGUUUUUACGUCAAUUUUUGCGAUCUUGAAAAAGUUGGUCGGAUGCCAUGGAAACAAAACUUUUUUCAUAUUGAGUGUGAUUCCUUCAAUGCUUACAAACCACUUGAAAACCUUAUGAGACAUUUGUGUGUUGAAAUAAGUAAGCAUAAAGUGUUCACUGUGUUAGUUACGUUACGUUAGUGUUUGAAGGUGUUUGUUUACGUGAUAUAUAUAAAACAACGUUUGUAAUGGCUAAUGAAUACGAGAUCUUUGAAUACUUGGAAGAAGAAGACGACCAUGAAGAUAGUGUAAGGAGGAAGCAGGCAGCAAAGGAGCGGCAUAGACGAUUACGGGAUCAAUGUGAUCCGUUUGAAAUAUACACGGAUGCUCAAUUUGUUAAGGAGUACCGAUUGACCAAAACACUAGCUCGCGAUUUAUGUGAAGAGAUUCGACCUUUCCUUAAAACACCACAAAAAGCUACUGACUUGUCGGUGGAGACAAAGGUUUUGACUGCUUUGUCAUUUUUUGCCACAGGGUCUUAUCAAAGACCUACAGGAAAGAUUCAAGGGCAUUUUGUAGCUCAGCAAACUGUGUCUACUGUCAUAAAUGAAAUUUCAAAGUGCCUAAAUAAUACAUAUUUUAGAGAAAAAUAUAUUCACUUUCCUAAUAAUAGUGAUGAACAAAACAAAAUAAAAACAAGAUUUCAUAACAAGUUUAAUAUUCCGGGAGUAUUAGGAUGCAUUGAUGGCACUCAUGUUGCUAUUGUGCGUCCUAACCAGCAUGAAGACAGAUAUUUUUGCAGAAAGGAUUACCAUUCUCUAAACGUACAAUUAAUUUGUGAUGCUGACAUGCAAAUUAUAAGUGUUGAUGCCAGUCAUGGAGGUGCAACUCAUGACUCUUUCAUUUGGUCUAGUCAUCCUUUAAAGGACUACAUGGAAGAACUAAGUAAUAAUGAAAAUGUAUGGUUUCUUGGUGACUCUGGAUAUCCAUUAAGACGGUACAUGAUGACGCCUGUUUUAAAUGCAGCACCAAAUACACCAGAGGCACAUUAUACAAAUUUGCAUGUGCAUACUAGAAAUAUAAUUGAACGCACAAUUGGUCUUUUAAAAGCACGAUUCCGUUGUUUACUACUACAUAGAAGAUUGCACUAUCAACCAGAGGUAGCUGGUUCUAUUGUCAAUUCAUGUGUUAUAUUACAUAAUAUGUGCAAUGGAGCCAAGCUACCUCCGCAAGAGUUAACUACAGAAGAAAGACAAGAAGAAUCGCGAUUAGUGGCAAUUUAUUCUGCACGUAGUAGUAUUCCAGUGACCGAAGGAGGGCGUGGUAACGUAGCACUCCAGCAGGGUGUGGCCGUGAGGAAUGCUCUCAUUCAGCGGCUCUGGGAAAGGCGGUAGACAUAAUGCUGAAAAUAAUAAUGUAGUACUUUUAAUUACAUAUUUUAUAUAAUUAAAAUUUAAGUGCUUAUUAUUUUAUUUAUUUUCUCAGUAAUACAUAGGUAUUUGGAUUUUUACUUACUAAAAUCAAGUUUACGGAAAUUAAGU